Molecule: messenger RNA, 3792 nt
Organism: Penicillium taxi
Lineage: Eukaryota; Fungi; Ascomycota; Eurotiomycetes; Eurotiales; Aspergillaceae
Product: DUF3684 domain-containing protein
Exons: 4
Coding region: 1-3792 (1263 amino acids)
Source: RefSeq, a predicted model, not a curated record
AUGUCCGUGAAGGUUGACUACAACGCUUUGAGGGCCCGGACCAUGGGGUCUGGAGCCGAUGAGGAGGCUGUGACAGUAGAUACUAGAGGGUUGAUUUCCAAAGUCCUUGCUCGCUAUUCGGGGAAAUGGACAGUUCUACGAGAAAUGAUUCAAAAUGCCGCCGAUGCAUCUGCAACGAAAGUCACGAUAAAGUUUGAAACUAUCCCAUCAACCACAGUACCUUCGCCUACAACGAGUGAUCCCACUGCACACUUGAAACACACCAUUGCCAACCACACUCUACGGCGUCUCCUCGUGUCAAACAAUGGAUCUCCAUUUAGCGAGAAAGACUGGGCAAGACUCAAGCGAAUCGCUGAUGGAAACCCAGAUAGACAAAGAUUGGUGCAUUUGGAGUCGGCUUUUACAGAGCCCUUCGUGUCGUCGGGUAAUCAGGCUAUGGCUUUCUACUGGAAGGGCAAUGCUCUGUUCACCCGUCGAUUAGACCUUGGCGAAGCUGCAAGCCCGGACACUACAUUCGUUUUGGACUACCGGAAUGAUACAUCUCCUGUUCCAUCUCUACUGCAACUUUGCCAGUUCUUGUCUAGCAGUUUAACGUUUGUUUCUUUACAAGAGAUUGAGCUAUGGCUGGACGAUUGGACUCUGCUUCGUCUCUCAAAGAAAACAGCCCCCAGCGUCGAUGUUGCGAUACCACGAGAUAUCGAUACCAAAACGGCAGAAGGACUCAUGAAAAUUGUGAAUGUCACUCGGGAAAUUGCCCAGGUCGACGCGUCUUGGAUGAAAAUCGUCGAGUGGAAUCCCAACGCAAGCAUAUUCCGCCUGGACAAUAUUCGCGAUACAACAAGCUCAUUGCGAAGCUUCUUUCCCAAAUUCACACAAAGUGGACCAGAGAAACAGCCUGCCCAAAAGCCUGAGCUCGAACGUGCCGAGGACUCUGGUAAAAUGAGCGCUAUGCUCUCGGCAUCAGUAUUUUUGCACAUCAACACAGCUUCUCUGCAGCCUUCAAUCAGUAGAGACUUGGCGAAAGAGUUGGAAAGAGCAACCCGGAAGCCACCGCCGAAGAAGGCUACACUUGCGAUCUUGACUCCUUCGUAUGAUGCGAGCAUGGCGACUGAAGCGUCCUCGUCUCAGUCAGAAGUUCUCUCGUCUAUCCUACCUACUAAAUCUGGAAGGGUCUUCAUUGGCUUCCCUACAGCCCAGACGACUGGCUUGAAUGCUCAUGUUUCUGCUCUAUCUGUCAUUCCUACUGUCGAGCGUGAGAGCAUUGAUCUCAACACUCGGUACAUCAGCAAAUGGAAUCUCGAAAUGCUACGCGCUGUAGGAAUCGUCUGUCGAAUUGCCUGGUCUGCGGAGAUGGCUACGAUCAAAUCGAAAUUGGCAAUGAAAAUUGGCCCAUCUCGCACCAAAGUCCGCGAAGAUGAUAUUGUGGAUGUUUUACCAGAGGCAAUCCACACUGCAAACCAAUUCGUGUUUCGUGAAUCUACACCAUCCUCCGUUUUGGGUCAGACAAUCGAGGAUGCUUUCUGGAUGUGUAACAAGAACGCGUCCAUUGAGGUUUUGUCUACCUGUGGCGUUAUCCCAAGUCAUCAGACACGCAUUGCUCCUAAGGAUCUAAGCUUCAUGGAUUCGAUUCCCGCUCUGUCUGAUGAUUUUGUCAAUGGCGCCAAAGAGUUUGUCAAGAGACUGACGGACUUUGGCUUAGUGACAGACAUAACUGUCUCUGAUAUCAGACGCGAAUUGGAAUCCAAUACCCUGCGGUCGAACCAGGUGGUUGAAUUCAUAUCCUGGCUUGGCCGCAAAUCUCUCAUUGGCCAAUUGGAUCAGCUUUCAGUUCAAAGCUUACUGCGUGUAGCAGUGGCCAACGAUGAGGAUUCAGAGGGAGCUCCUACUCGCCUGAUUAUCUUUGCAGAUAUCAGUGAGUUUUUGAACCCCCAGCGCAUUCCAACGGACCUUCCUAUACCCCCUUCUGUCCUUCCAUUCCGUUUCACCAAGUCAUUGGGUAAGCUGGAACUGGAAGCUUUGGGUUGGGUCGAACUGCAGGUUGUUCCUUGGGUACACUGGAUUGUUAGCAAUUCUGGAAAUCGCAGUUUUCUAUCCAUUGACCAAGAUAUCACGAAGACCGCCGCCUUCUGGGGUCAGGAUGUCCUCAGUGCAGCGUCCAAGCAAAACGUUGUGAAUAUACUCCAACCCAAGACAGUGAUCCCGACGAGGCUUGGAAUGAAGCAACCUGCAGAGACAUACUUUGCCUCUGUGCGCCUCUUCGAUGACCUUCCCGUUAUCCACGGUCUCAAUGGCGUCAAGGAAAAAAUUCUCACUUCGCUUGGUGUCCGUAAAACCGUGGAACUUGGUGUCAUCUUCGAUCGCCUCAUCAACACUCCGGCCUUGGAAGAUAGCAAAGGUGGAGUUGCACCAAGAAAAUGGAACCACGUUGACCUUAUUCGUUAUCUUACCUCUGUGCGUGAGGAUAUCCCGGCAAAGGAUAUCCAGAGGUUGAAAGGCAUGAGUAUCUGUACUGCCGAGAGUGGAAGCAUUUCUGACGGUACCCGGUACAAGAUCUCCGAGCUGUAUGAGCCAAAGGAUGUUUUCCGUUCUCUUGGUCUACCGAUCAUAGACUGGCCUGGCAUCUACAACAGCAAUAGCAAUGAGGGUAAAUUCCUCACAAUGAUGGGGCUGAAGAGUCAUCCACCCGCUGUGGAACUCAUUCGACUUAUGGCCGCGGGGAGCACAGAAAAGGACAGCAAGGCCACCAAGGCGCUGUCAUACUUCCUCGCAGAGCAUCAUACAAGCGGAUAUGCCGAGUUUGAUAUAGGUGCGGUGGCAGUACCCUUCCUGCCUAUUGAAGGCUCCAAUAGCCUAGGCGUGCCUCAAAAGUGUUUCACCGACGAAGGCGCAGCUUUGUUCGGCUUCAAACUCCUUCGAAAGAAUCUGCAUCCCCAUGCUUUGAAAUUGGGAGUCAAACCCCAUCCCCCUAUGGCAGAUUGCCUUCACAUUCUCGCACAGCAGCCUCCUGCCAACAAUUCCGAUGCCCGGACCGUGUUCAAGUAUCUAGCGGGCAGAGCCUCGGAAAUUAGCCCUCAAAGCAGGGAGCGCACGGGAAAGAGUCCAAUUGUCCCGGUCGUUGUUCGGGACCAAUACGAAAAACGUGCUAAAGUUCGGCUCGUGGCACCUCAAUUGUGCUAUCUUGGCGAAGGGGGUCAGUACAAGGAAAUUUUCGAUUACGUCGAUUUUGGCGAAGUGGCAAACCUUUUCCUUAUGGCUCUUGGUUCAAAGCCGGAGCCUUCCAUCGUGGAGAUUGCACGGAUGUUGGUCAAGGAACCGACUCGCAUCAACGCUACGUUCCAAAGCUCUGAGAAGUAUCUCAUGCUUCUCAGAACUCUUGCAGAACAACUCCCGACUUUAAAACGAGACAAGGAGCUUUUCUUGGAUAUGAGGAAAGCCAAAUUUCUUUAUGCCAGCCGGGAUCUUCCCUCGAGCACGGUUGAUCAACCCAAAAAUGAAAAGUCAUCUCUCCGCGAUCUCAAUGAGGAAGAUGACGAUGGAAUGGACAUCAGACAAUGGGAAUUGACGUCUGCCAAAGACAUCCUCGUGGUUGACGAUUUCCAAAGUUUCAAUCUAUUCAAGGAGCAUAUUUUUGCUACACCCCAGGAAGAAACUUUAGAGAACUUUUACACUGCUCUUGGUGCCACUGCACUGAGUGGGCUUGUCGAGGAGAGAGUUAGCAUCGGCCAACUAACGCCUGAUCAAACAUCUGCGCGUCAGAUGCGAGUAUCCUUACACGCUCACCAGGGUCAGUAA